AUGAUACGAUCGCUAACCAUAUUCGCCUUGGUGGUAAGCUGUGCCUUUGCCGGUUUCUUGCCCGAUGAUUUGGAUGGUCGUAUUGUCAAUGGUGUUGACACCACCAUUGAACAGCACCCCUAUCAGGUGUCGUUGCAAACGAACAGCGGCAGCCAUUUCUGUGGUGGUUCCAUUAUCGCCGAAGAUGUUGUGGUGACAGCUGCCCAUUGCAUGCAAAGUUAUAGUGCCAGCCAGUUCAAGGUGCGUCUUGGUUCCACAACCUAUAACAAAGGCGGGGAUUUGGUUGCUGUAAAAUCUUUUAAAUACCAUGAAGGUUACAAUCCCAAAACUAUGGUCAAUGAUAUUGCUGUCAUUAAAUUGGCUACUCCGGUUCGUGAAUCGUCCCGCGUCCGUUAUCUGCAAUUGGCUGAAAAGACUCCGGCCACCGGAACUCCGGCUGUGGUGACUGGUUGGGGCACAAAAUGCUUCUUGACCUGCUCAACUUUGCCAACAACCUUGCAGGAGGUUGAAGUUGAUAUUGUCGAUGAAAAGGCUUGUGCUUCGUCGGAAUUUAAAUAUGGCUCCCAGAUCAAGGAAACUAUGGUGUGCGCCUAUGCCGUUAAGAAGGAUGCUUGCCAGGGAGAUUCUGGUGGUCCAUUGGUGUCGGGCGGUAAAUUGGUUGGUGUUGUCUCUUGGGGUAUUGGCUGCGGCAAGGAAGGGUAUCCUGGUGUCUACGCUGAUGUACCUUCACUACGCAGCUGGGUUGAAAAAACCGCUAAGGCUUUGUAA
Musca vetustissima is the source of this 768-nucleotide messenger RNA. RefSeq names its product trypsin-like. The transcript has a single exon. Lineage: Eukaryota; Metazoa; Arthropoda; Insecta; Diptera; Muscidae. Bases 1 to 768 code for a protein of 255 amino acids. Gene Ontology annotation, molecular function: serine-type endopeptidase activity. Gene Ontology annotation, biological process: proteolysis. The record is from RefSeq and is a predicted model, not a curated record.